UUCACGUCCAACGGGUAUGUACCUGUGAUUUAAUUGUACAUGGAUUGUACGUGCAUGUACGAAAUAGCUUAUCCGAACGCAAACCCCUCUUGCCCCUCUUUUGUAACUUUCACUCGCUCAAAAUAAAGCUUCUAUCGUCCUUUGGCUCAUACUUUAGGUUAGGAUAGGAUAUACCUAAGGUACCUACGAACACGGGAAUUAAUCUAUAAAUACCCCAAAAGUCAUCAAGAAGCAAUAUUCUCUUUUUCUCAAGACUUAUAAUCUUCCCUAAUAGACACAAUGUCCCGCCACCAAGCGUAUCGUAAUUACGACUACGAGAAUGACCUCGACGAAUAUGAAGGAGACGAAUUUGGAGAUGAGGAAGAGGAAUUAAGCUCGGAGGAUCAAGCACAAAUGAACGUCGGUACUGCCCAAGUUCGAACCGCUCUCGGUGUCGAAUCAUCCAAGGUUACCACCAAGCAAAUCCAAGAUGCGCUAUGGCAUUACUAUUACGAUGUCGAUAAAUCUGUGACUUAUUUAAUGACUAAAUAUGUCGCGCCUUCAACCAAAAAGAAAGGAGGAGGUGAAGCACAUGCACAGCACGUCUCAUUUGCCGGCUUCUUUAGCGACAUGCCGUGGUUAAAUAUCCCAAAGGACCGAGAAACUACAUUCAUCGUACCAUCACAGCCCCGAAGCGGACUGCUAGGGGGUGCUAGCACAGACGGCAAGGUUUCUAAACUCCAAGCACUCGCUGCUGCUCGCAAGAAGAAAGCAGAAGAUAGGAAAUUGGACGAGAAACAACUACAAGAUGCAACACAGAAAUUAAGCAACCUCUCUACCACUCCGACGCAACCUGAAUCUAGUAAAGAGAAUGCGCGGCCGACCGCAACAACGCCGAGAGGAACUACUGGGUUUAGAAGCGCUAGUAUAGCCAGUAUAUCCCAACGGACAGAAUCUAAAAGCCCAAAUGUUGUGGAGGACGAGGUUCAAGGCCAGCCAGAAAAAAAUAGUACCGGGCCAACCAACCCACCGGCAUUUGCGAACCCUUUACAACCAGCCGUGUCAUUUGAGGCUGCUGCGCCGUCUCCCUUCGCUCAGGCCCUUCUCGGCUCCAUUAAUGGUUCUAUCAAUUCCGUGCCGAGAACUUACCCGUUUCCUUAUAUCAAUUUGACUUCAUCAGUAACUGACGCAUUCUCAGCGCCAAGCCCAGAUGAUGUAGUCUUGGCAGCACAGUCCCAAGCAAGCAGUAAAAAGAUUGCUGCUACUACGACUAAGAAGAAGGCCAGCGCGAGAGGAAAAGUCGAAGAGGUUACGGACGGUGUGAAAGGCCUUAAUAUCCCUGAAACGCCAUUGCCCAAGAGCAAGAAUGUUGACGUGCUUAAGGAAUUUGAGAAGGCCAAGAGGAAGAAGAACGCAAGCUUCGUAGUUGUUGGCCAUGUGGACGCUGGUAAAAGUACUCUAAUGGGGCGCCUGUUGCUGGACCUCAAUGUCGUCGACCAGAGAACGAUACAGAAAUAUCGCAAAGAAGCCGAAAGUAUAGGGAAAUCUUCGUUUGCACUUGCGUGGGUGCUAGACCAACGAUCGGAGGAGCGAUCGAGAGGCGUAACUAUUGACAUCGCAACAAAUAAAUUCGAGACGGAAAACACAUCGUUUACGAUUCUAGAUGCGCCUGGACAUCGAGAUUUUAUCCCCAACAUGAUCGCCGGCGCGAGUCAAGCAGACUUUGCGAUCUUAGUAGUGGACGCAACAACCGGCGCAUUUGAAGCUGGGCUCAAGGGACAGACAAGGGAGCAUUCUCUUCUCCUGCGCAGCAUGGGUGUCUCUCGAGUGAUUGUCGCAAUUAAUAAGCUGGACACGGUUGGGUGGUCUCAAGAACGGUUCGAUGAAAUUUCGCAACAAGUAUCCGGCUUCCUCUCGGCAACAGGGUUCCAGCUCAAAAAUGUUAGCUUUGUCCCCGUGUCGGGCUUACAUGGAGACAACAUAGUAAAAAGGGCCACAGACGCAGCAGCCAACUGGUAUUGUGGGAAAACGCUCGUCGAGGAAUUGGAGAGCUCAGAGCCAAUGGCCCGAGCAUUGGACAAGCCUCUACGCUUAACUAUUUCCGAAGUUUACCGUACAGCACAGAGCCCGCUUACAAUAUCCGGGAGGAUAGAUGCAGGCUCGGUGCAGGUGGGCGAUGCACUAAUGGUUCAGCCAAGCGGCGAGAAAGCUUACGUCAAGUCUUUGGAACUUGAUCGUGAGCCAGUGGACUGGGCCGUGGCGGGACAGAAUGUCGUUAUUCACCUCAGCAAUAUCGAACCGAUCCACGUACGCGUUGGAGACAUUAUCUGUGAUACGAAACAGCCAAUCGAUUGUAUCGACACAUUCACAGUCAAGGUACUAGCGUUCGACAUCCUGAUGCCGAUGCAGGUGGACGUGCACAGGGGCCGUUUACACGCCGCGGGUCAAAUCCUAGAGAUACCAGCCUUGCUCGACAAAACUAAAGGCACCGUUCUGAAAAAGAAACCCAAGAUCGUAAAGCCAGCAAGCGUGGCGAGAGUGGUAGUUAAGAUGGGAACUAAGGUACCGCUUGAAGCAGGCCAGCGUGUUGUGUUGAGAAGUGGAGGCGAGACAGUUGCCGCCGGGUUAUUAGAAUGAGAGUACGACGUGCCCUACGGUUACGAGUCGUGGUGGGUAAAAUAUACCAAGCUCAUGACGCCGGCUACGAUACUGUAGACAGCUUUAUCAGGUUUAUCUUGUGGGAUAAGUGGCGGAUAUAGCGAGCAGUCGAUGUAUACCUAACUUGGAGCUCAUACUUGGGAUUCGUAGUAGAAGACGUAAGCUACUUAUACAUAGAUACUAGUAUGUAUAAUGCAGUGCCACGUUUGAGGCUCUAAAUACCAGCACAAGGCUGCACUUUAUAUAGAUGAAGGAUUAUGUAUCUCGCUAAAAAUGGUCUCUGAAUAGGUACCUAGAUAUCAAGUACGUAUAGCAAUUCGAUAAGAUGAAGUGGAC
This is a messenger RNA of Daldinia loculata, 2973 nucleotides long. RefSeq names its product P-loop containing nucleoside triphosphate hydrolase protein. Gene Ontology annotation, molecular function: GTPase activity; GTP binding. The transcript is spliced from 5 exons. Bases 280 to 2616 code for a protein of 778 amino acids. NCBI's taxonomy places the organism in Eukaryota, Fungi, Ascomycota, Sordariomycetes, Xylariales, Hypoxylaceae. Gene Ontology annotation, biological process: translation. The record is from RefSeq and is a predicted model, not a curated record.